This is a messenger RNA of Bathycoccus prasinos, 1329 nucleotides long. RefSeq lists its product with no specific name. The transcript has a single exon. The coding region runs from base 1 to 1329 and encodes 442 amino acids. Gene Ontology annotation, molecular function: protein binding. Gene Ontology annotation, cellular component: extracellular matrix. Lineage: Eukaryota; Viridiplantae; Chlorophyta; Mamiellophyceae; Mamiellales; Bathycoccaceae. The record is from RefSeq and is a predicted model, not a curated record.
AUGGGCCGAACGCCGGAUGUAUUCAACUUAUCGUUCGGAUACAGAGAAGAAGAAGAAGUCAUCACGACGACGACGACUGAUAAACAACCUACUAAACAACAACAACAACAACAACAACAACAUUCGAAAGAAGUAAAGAUACAAUCCCACGAAGUGAACGUGGAAUAUAAUUCAGACCGAGACCACGAGGAGAUUUUGGACAAAAUAGCCGACGGGCAGAUGAGCUUACCGUUUAAAGAACAAGGAGACGUGGUGAAAGCGCAAUUGUUGUGCUUGCAAGGCGGUUACGACGUCGUCAAAGUGAAAGUUCGAUUGACGAUUGAACCGUAUAAACCGACGCCAAAAGUCUUUCGCUUGACGAGACAGAACAACACGGGAACGACGACGCUGUGUGAAGGAUUGUAUUCUCUGUUGAAAGGGUGCGAUUUAGAUUCCAUCGAGGAGUUAGUUUUAGGCGAAGGUGUGGUUAGAAUAUUAGGCGACAUUCGAGAAAGGUUCAAGAACGUCGUUUCGAUCGAUCUCUCCAACGCGCAGUUGACAGAGUUGCCGGUGGAAAUCACCCAGUUCUUCCCUCGCUUGGAAGUGUUGAAGCUGAACGAAAAUAAACUGAUCGAUUUACCGAGUCUAGUAAACUUGAAAAGUCUGAGAGAGUUGCACUGCGACAACAACCAACUGACGAAAAUACGAACGGAUUUAAGAGAGAACAAAAUGCUCCGAGUGAUUUCUUUAAAAGGAAACAAACUGACGAAACCGGUGAUGGAUAUGAAAGCGUUGUCGAAAGUGCACACGUUUCAUUUAUACGGCAAUCCAGUUGAGUAUUUACCGGAAAUGCAUCACUGUAAAUCUUUGAGGUGUUUGUCCUUAGUAAACGUCGUUGUAAGCGCGAACGACGACUUAACCGACGUGGACGUGCAAAUCGGAGACACGACGUCGAGUUACAUUCCCCAGGCGAUUUCGGGGAAAGCUGCGCAGAAAGGCAAAGCGUUUUCGGCUUUUUUUACUCUCGUGUUCAGACACUCGAGUUGUCAACAUUUGCUUAUCGCCACCGCUUUGGCGAAGAUUGCGCAAGAAGAUCCCUCGAACUGUGUCGAAAUUGGCGCCACGGAAGGCGCUCUGCAGCAAAUGCUCACGAUGCUCUUGACUUCGGACGUGAACGUCAUUCGCGAAGCGACGCACAUCAUCGCCGCUACAAGUCAACUUCCCGAUAUCGCGCAAAAACUCAUCGAUUCAAAAGUAUCGCAAAGAAUACAAAGUUUGAUGGCGGUAAGUCGUGGUUUCUUCUCUUCAUUGCUCCUCAUCGUUUCCUCUCCUUUUCACCUUCACUUUUGA